AUGGAGCAUCUUAUCAGUCCCACAGAGCUCGACAGAUUUCGGCCAUCGAUCCCUGAAAGUCAAUGGCUUGAUUUUGAUCACGAUAGCAGCCAGACAUUCCCCGUGGUGUCUUUUGAGGAUUAUCCCCUCCUCCGAGGCUGGACUGCUGAUCGAUUGAGAGCCCUCCGUCAGGAUGUCGCCGUGCAAAGUGCCGGUUGUGUUUCAAGCAUUCUUGCGAUGCUACAAAGCUGGCUGUUCUUUGGUGUGCUUGAAGGCGCUUUUCAGCAUCACUUUACCAGCUCUUCUUUUCUCACAUCAUCCGAAGACGUGCAGACCACAGGUAAAAGUCAUCGCAGAGUCCUUAAUACCCAGCAUUUACGCACAUUCUAUCAACAAUGGCACGGUGAAUUUAUGGACCUUCCAGAAGACAGGCAGACGAGUCUCUCCGACUCUUUCCGCCGCUCGGUGGUGGGUGCCCGCGACUGGACAUUGUAUCUUGAAGUCGAGCUGAAGUUUAGAAUCCCUGCCUACAACAGCCCUCCUCUGUCCAGCGUUUUUAAUGCGAUUGUCCGUAAUGCAGUCCUACUGACGGAGCUACUGACCAAAGCCGUGCCUCAAGCAUAUUUAGCGAAUGGCUUUGUCAACCAUCAGAUGGACUUGGAUCCUGGAGGCGAGAUCGAAAAUCGGCUGCAAGGGAGCGGAUGGUGUCCAUCGAGCUCAAGAUUACUGAUAAGGAGAUACGGUCAUUCAGCUGCAAUGUAUGCGACCCUUCUUCGCCCAUUGGAGCAGCCUCACGUGAGUCAUACUCACUGCACCAAGUCGCAGUGCGUCGCAUACAAUGUCGACUUAUCCACCUACCGGCCUCAGCAUGUGGAGCAAGAAUGUUCAUGCGAACAUGUGCUCCCUCCUCGACAAGAUAUCUUCGACAUUCUGCAGUCUGGGACUUUUCCUGUAUUGGAUGGAGAGGCCAUACUGGUGGACGGAGAAAGGGGCGAGCUGAGCGUGAAGCAAUACAAACCAGACAUGGAAUAUGUGGUGAUCUCUCAUGUUUGGUCAGAUGGACUCGGCAGUACGACAGAGAAAGGACUGCCGAGAUGUCAAGUGGUACAACUUGCACAUCUGUGUCAUGUAAUUUCCGGCUCGACCCUCUUCUGGAUCGACGGACUAUGCGUCCCACAGGAACCGAUAAUGCGCAACACUGCAAUCCAGCUCAUGAGUGCGACCUAUUCCAAAGCUGACACGACGCUCGUCCUCGACUAUGGUCUUCGUCAGUGCAGCCGCUCAAGCGCUACCGAAGAGAUAGCCCUUCGCAUCCUGUCAUCUGUCUGGCUUCGCCGUCUUUGGACCCUUAAAGAAGGCAUUCUCGCGUCUAACCUUGUCUUCCUCUUGCGAGACGCUUUCUUGCCAAUGUCUCAUUUGCUUUCGGAUAUCUUCGUCUCUGGCUUCACAGGUCCUAUCCCAGCCGCCCUGAUCAUGGAGGUAUCAGGCUUCAGCCGCGACCGCUUUGCUACCAAACCCGCUCAUAUCAAUCAUAUUCAGCGGCUGAUGUGCUACCGGACCACGAGCCGACUCGAUGACGAGACACUGGCCAUUGCUCCACUCUUCCACAUCGAUUUGGGGGUCAUCAUGCCGCAUUCAGGCGAAGCGAGAAUGAUGGCGUUUUGGAAAGCCCUGGGCACCGUGCCAUGCGGCUUGAUCUUCUCCGGUGCACCGAGACUGACCGCUCAUGGGUUCGGAUGGGCGCCAAGGACGCUCAUGCACGGGACAGGAUUGAUCGAUUUGGGGAGCAGCUACGGACGAAUUACGGAAAAUGGCCUUGUUGGGGAGUUUCUCGUCUUGGAGUCUGACACAAAAUUCGACCUUGCGAGGAGCAAGGCCCUCCGCCUGCUCGACACCACCAAGAAGCGAGGGCUCCGUGUCUUCAAUGAAGAGAAGCCGCAAUACCUUGAAAGUCACGACCACGGGUCAGUGGAUGGCGUCUGGGGCGAUAUGAUCGCCAUCCGCGAGCAGCCGAGUGGCGAGAUCCUUCCUGGCGUCGCUAUCGUGCUCAGACGUGAAGAAAAAAACGUAGACACUAUCGAACACGAUGAUGACAAUCGAGUGCCAGCAUGUACGUUUGUCACACGAGCCAUCGUCGUUGUUGAUGAGUCGGCCAACCGAGUGUCGUGGGAGUCAAAACCACCGUCUAAUGCCAACCUGGUCAAGUGUGUCGCGAAGACUUUAUGCAUCUGCUGA
Fonsecaea erecta is the source of this 2214-nucleotide messenger RNA. RefSeq lists its product as hypothetical. The record is from RefSeq and is a predicted model, not a curated record. NCBI's taxonomy places the organism in Eukaryota, Fungi, Ascomycota, Eurotiomycetes, Chaetothyriales, Herpotrichiellaceae. The transcript has a single exon. The coding region runs from base 1 to 2214 and encodes 737 amino acids.